Messenger RNA from Ostreococcus lucimarinus CCE9901, 810 nucleotides. RefSeq lists its product with no specific name. NCBI's taxonomy places the organism in Eukaryota, Viridiplantae, Chlorophyta, Mamiellophyceae, Mamiellales, Bathycoccaceae. The coding region runs from base 1 to 810 and encodes 269 amino acids. The transcript has a single exon. The record is from RefSeq and is a predicted model, not a curated record.
AUGAACGAUUUCGCGCGACGCGCGGCGUCGCGAGCCGUCUUCGCGUCGACGCGCGAUCGCGGGCGUCGACGCGCGCGACGGCGCGCGCGGUGGCGCGCUCGAAGCGCGCGCGACGCGCAGGGAGGGGCGAAUUUCGAGCGAUUGAUUCGACGGAACGAGUGGUUGUUCCCGCAGCCCGAGCGAGACGACGAGCGCGAGGCGCUGGACGCGUUUUGGCUCGCCAAGGGCGCGCGCGACGAGCGCCAGCGCGCGCGGUUGGUGGCGAUGGGCCGAGAGCUCGCGAGCGGGGUGGCGGAGCGAGAGCUGUACGGGGACGCGGACGCGCUGGGACACGCGACGAGACGACUCGAGGCGAUGUUUCCGCGAGGCACGGACGUGGCGAAGAUGCUGUGGCACUGCCCGGAGGUGCUGCAGCUACCGCUGAGCGAGGUCGCGCGGCGAUUGAUCGCGCUGAAGCGGGCGUUUCCGAGAGUGAACGCCGAACGGGUGCUGGAGGGAAAUCCGCGCGCGUUGCUGAUGGACGACCUCUCGGUCGUCGCGGACGCCGUGGAUGAGCUCCAGCUCGAGUUCCCGCGCGUGGACAUGGUCGCCGUGAUUGAAUUCGAGCCGCACGUCAUUCAGCGGGCGCUUCCCGCGCGCGUGCGCGCGCUCAAAUCCAUCAAGCCGUGCGACCGCUCGGCGUCGCUUCGCGCGUUUUACCCGCCGCGCGUCGACGAUCCUCCGUCGUUCGAGCCGAUGAAGAACGCGCAGUUGUUCGCUAAAGUCUUUUUACUCACCACUGAGUGUUCGUUUCCGCGCGGAGACGUCUAG